Molecule: messenger RNA, 2239 nt
Organism: Venturia canescens
Lineage: Eukaryota; Metazoa; Arthropoda; Insecta; Hymenoptera; Ichneumonidae
Gene: dgt3
Product: dim gamma-tubulin 3
Exons: 9
Coding region: 246-2069 (607 amino acids)
Biological process (GO): spindle assembly; centrosome cycle
Cellular component (GO): HAUS complex; mitotic spindle; centrosome
Source: RefSeq, a predicted model, not a curated record
UUAACCAGUGUCUUCGAAUUGAAAAAUCCGCGCGGUGUGAAGCUUUUUUGAGGUUAAGAUCCGAAAUCUUUUUCCAUCAAUGUUAUUGUUAAUCAUUUUUAUAGAAAGCAUCAAUCAUCCUCAUAUUCUCACGUUCGUCAUAAGUGAAAUACUUCUUUAUAUUGGGAAAAAAUAACUGAUUUCCCUGGUUCAAAUCAACCGGCAACAGCGGAGCAAACUAUUUUUUUUAUUAUUUAUACACUGAAAUGAGUGUUACCGGAGCAAUUCUUUACACCAAAGUGCGGGAAAUAUUGCCUGGACUCCCAUCGCGUAUUACACCUGAAGUAUUGAAUAAAACUUGCGACGAUUCCAUCGCUCAACCCUUUUUCAAGUGGUUUUGUUCUAAUGUUGGACGAGACAAUUAUCUGUCGCCUGAAGAUGCGAGAUUGGAAAAGCACAUAAAAAAGCACGGAGAUUGGUUGGAUGGAGAAGAACUGGAUUCAAAACUUGCCCAAGCAAUCAAAGACUGUCCAGAAUUAGUGCAGCUUUUGGAUGUUGAUUCUGCUAGAUGUACACGACUUUCUGAGCAGCUAGAAAUUGAAAAAGAUGCUUACAAAGAAGAUGCAAACUAUGUUCAAACUCUGGAAGAAAGUUUGAAAAAUCUAAAGGGGUUGGGACUAAAACUCGAUGAUGAUAUGGAAUCUGAAGAAUUGGGGCUGGAAAAAGAUAGAAUAAAGCAUAACAAAAUAUAUGUAGACUGUGGCAGUGCUCUUGAAGAGUUUGACUCGUGCCAUCGUUUAUUAUUUCAUGACCUUGAAUCGUUGCUUCAAGUUUAUACAAAUACAACUGAAAAGAAAUCCUCGCCCGUUAUUUGGACUCAAGUGCCUCUCGACAUUUUCAUAAAACAGAUGGAUAUAUACAACGAAUAUCUUGGAAUUUACGUAAAGCGCCAUUUUGGUGGUAAAGUGGAACAAGCUGUUGAUUCUGAUUAUGACUCGCUUAUGGAAGACGUGAAAUACCAAUGCUACAAUGAAAAAAUUCACGAAUUAUUGAGUUGCCAAACGAAUCUCAUAUCGUCGAAAAUGGACAAAAUAAAUGCCAAGAUUGAAGAAGCUGCAGGCGUUGCGAUAGCUGCCCAUGCAGCUAAUAUUUAUAACAACAGUGGUUCGAUUAUUCCUCAGUCAGAAUCGGAGAUUCAGGUAAGGAUGGAAAUCGCAACAUUAACAAGCAGACGAGAAUUUCUCGAGGAGAAUGAAGAAUUGAUGCGUGAGCAACAAUUGUUGGAGCUCGUAAGACAAUACGCGAGGCUGGUCUUAACGAAAAUGCUCGUGAAUGAUGGUUAUGCGAGGGUUGAGAGGUGGAAACACCGUUUGGCGAAACUACAAACUUUGCGAACUCUCACUCGCGAACGAGGACACGGAUAUUCAGAUUUACUUUCUAUGUUGAUGCAACUUCAGCUUCGUUGUCUCAAAGAAAUUCUUGUAUUUAUUGCAGAUGGUCGUUAUUAUCUUGCCACUGAAUACAGUCUCUCGUCAAUGCGAUCUGAAAGUAUGAAAGAGGAACAAGCGAAAUAUGAGGCUAUUUUAAAAUCACCACCGAAGGAAAGAAAUGUUUUCAACAAAGUAUUGAUAUCGUUACUUCUUGGUGCGGAUAGCAAUCCCGACGACUUGAGCGUAGCGACUAAACAGUACGAUGUGCUGGUACAGGAAAAUGAAAAACGGAAAAAAGUUCUUUUGGGUAUUCUACACAAUGCAAGAAUCACUAAGUUGAAGCAGCUGGAAGAAGAAAUAAUGUCGAUUUAUGAUGAAGAAAAGAAAGGUGUUACAAACAGCUUGAAACCAACUUCUUACGAAUUAUUGGAACGCCUCGACGAAGGUACUAGACAUGUUCGUGAUAUACAGGAACGAGUCACAGAAGUUCGAGCGAAAAUCAAAGACAUGAACAGAAAAACUCUGGACAAUUCCUUCGAGCGUGAUACAACAAUAAUGUGGCAACGUUUCCUAACAGAUCCCGAGGAAUUGCAAUCAAAGUACGACGAGGCUAAGAGAAAAGUUGAGAAUUCACAUUUUUCGGUCACUUCAGAAAUGUAAAUGAUUCAAAAUUAAUUUUAUUCUCUAUGAAUGAUAAUUCUUGAAAUUAUAUUUUUUCGUUAGACUACGCAGGAUCGAAGAACUUAAUCUCAUCGGUAUGCUUACAAAAUAAACGAAUAAAUUGGAAUUGAGAUGUUUGUAAGAGCAUGUGAUAAAAUAAUCUAUAAACA